This is a messenger RNA of Linepithema humile (Argentine ant), 4715 nucleotides long. RefSeq names its product Synapse-associated protein 47kD (gene Sap47). Gene Ontology annotation, cellular component: nucleus; Golgi apparatus; synapse. Lineage: Eukaryota; Metazoa; Arthropoda; Insecta; Hymenoptera; Formicidae. The record is from RefSeq and is a predicted model, not a curated record. Gene Ontology annotation, biological process: regulation of short-term neuronal synaptic plasticity; TORC2 signaling.
GUCUUACACAGUUCGUGGCUGCGCUAUCGCGAGGACGGACGAGAUAAUCCAGUAUUCGUCGUCACUCCGGUCCCGCGAGGGCUUCGGUGACGUUCGCGCUCGAUUCCGACUAGUACGCAAGUGGGAGACCGUCAUACGGUCGAAGGAGGGAGUGAGAAAGAGGAGCAGACUCCAGUCGAACUCGUCGAAACGCACGUCGCAAUAUGUUCUCCAAUCUGACAACCGGUCUCAAUCAGAUGUCCAACUGGAUGGGCAAGAAGCCCGAGAAUGGCAGCGAGGAGACACCCGAGCAGAAACCCGAGCAGAAACCUGCCUCUCCGGAUGCCGAGAGCGGUGCGGAUCUUGAGAAAAAGAACAAUACCAGUCCGAAAGGCAAUAAAUUGGAAAUGUUCGCCGGAGUAAAAAAUCAAAUGUCCGGCUGGUUGAGCGGCGGCAUACCCGGGUUAAGUCGCGGCGCCGGAACUGGCGAGGGUGAAGCUCCGCCACCAACCGAGACGGAAGAAAGCCAGCCACCUCAAGAGACCGAAGCUCCCGCUGCCGAGCAAGUAAUAAAGGAUGACGAUGCAAGCAGUGCAACCGGUGGAGCGGACAGCGGUCCCGCGAGUUUAGAGGGCACCCCGACCGACGACAAGAACGGACAACAGGCUUUCACUGCCGUUUCCACAAAGGCGCUGGCGGGCGCGAAGAGCUUCGGCGGAUUCUUGUACAGCGCUGUGAACAAGGCCGGGAAGACCGUGGUGGAGGCCAGCGUGAAAAUCAAGAAGACCGUCGAAGAGAAUAGGCUGAUCGCCGAACUCAACAAGGAACAGGAGGCUUUCAUCGCCAGCAAGCAGGCGGGCGAGAAGCUCGAGGCUGUUGCACCGUGGGUCGGCGCGCCGAACGAGGACGCGCUGCGCGAGGAGUGCCUGUCCCUUUCAACCGAUCGACGUAAUUUCGUGAGAGCACCGCCACCAGGCGUAGAGUUCCAGUGGGACUUCGAGGCCAUUCAGCCAGUAGCACAGGCCACCCUCGCCCUGGAUCCGAACCUCGAGGCCAUGAGGUUCGAACUUGUCCCGAAAGUUAUAUCCGAGGAGAACUUCUGGCGCAACUACUUCUAUCGGGUGUCCUUGCUACGCCAGGGCUACGAGCUGAACGCGAUGGUCGAUCAGACGGAAAGCAACCCCAAUCAAACCCUCGCCAGCACCGACAGCAUCGAUCACACUCAAGUUCAAAUGACCACUGGCCAGGCCACCGCCAGCAGCACGACGACGACGAGCAGUAACAACGCGCUGGCCGACUCGCCAGGUCACGAGUUCGUGUCCGAUACCAUGAGGGUCUCGGACACAGACCUCGAGGAGGUCCGAGAAGGGAUGAAAAAGCUGGGGAUGCAGCCGCCGAAAGAAGAAGAUUGGGAACGUGAAUUGGAGGCCGAGCUAAAGGAUUACGAGGUUGUAACGGGCGGCAACGGCGGCGGCGUCGGCGGUGGUCAGGAGAGAAGCGCGGUCACGAAAGACGGCACGGCCAGCGAUAACGAUUGGGAGAAGCAUAUCGACGAACUGCUCGCCAACGAGGACGACGAGGACCUCAAGUGAGCCGAGGAGAUCCUCUUCGUGACCGGCUAAAGGGAUCUCGUCGCUUCACGUUGAGAUCGCGCGCGCGCGCACGGCGAGAUCGGCGAGCAGCAGCGGUUUUCGCAUGAGAAACUUUCUCUCUGAUAAAGAGAAGCUCGCGAAUUUCUUUUGUACAUGCUAUCAUUCUCUCUCUCUCUCUCUCUCUCGUCGAUCUCCUCGACCGUGCGGAAAAGCGGAAGGAUGAAGCGAUGCUCGAUUAGAAUCGGAUCGUUGCCUAAUUACCUUUUUCCACGGGAGAUCUAGUCGGCGAUGAGCUAAUUUUUUAUAUUGCCACGAUACUCGCUAAUUAUUUUUAUAUGAUACAAAAUUCUAUUUUUAAGGGAAAUAUUUUUAUUCGUUUAUUUAUCAGUAUUUAAUAUUUAGAAAAAAUUGAUGUCACGCACGCAAGCCUCGUGAAAGCGAUGAAUUUUAUUCAUGUCUCUUGCAAGAAGAAUCCGCAUUAUUGAAGAACAAGCAGUAAUCUCUGGAUCAGCGUAUUCACGCGAAUAUUUACGAGCCCCGAUGGGAUUCUUUUCGCGUUCAAACCGUCGUAUCCUUUAUGUCGAGAACUUGUAAAGUUUCGUUUUGUUACCUUUCAUUCCCGUCUCGCGAUUGUUUGUAUGAGCUUUCGUAAAAUAGAAUACGCGAAGCAGCCCCUUGGAGAACCGCAUCAAAAGGAUCCGGCUUCUUACUUUGAUCCAUCGCCGAUCUCCUGUGGGGAAAGAAGCGCGAAUAAAGACGCGAGGGUUCUUUGAGGAUCGGCUCGUCCUCGAGGAGCGUAUCGUAACAAAACGCGUGGGAGUCAGCCGUCGGAAUACGAGCCGGAAACUGUACGAAAUAUUUUCCGACACGCGGGAGAUCGUCAGUGCGAACGACAGAAAAAUCAGGGAUCGCGGGAUUGUAUAAAGAGCAAACGCGGAAGGUAAAAGACGGUCUCUUCGUUUUAUUUUUUUUUUUUUCCCUCUGAAUUUCUCCGCAACAACGCGUUCUUUACGAUCCUCGAGCACGAUGAACACCGCCGUUUCGAAGCUUGGAAGCGGAAGAAACGGAUUGUCGUAUAUUCAUACGUUUAUAUCCUCGUCACAUAUUCGUAUGAUCGUAAGAUAUUCACGCUUCCGCUUCCGGAUGCAGAACGGCGUCGACUGUUCUAGUUUUCAGAAACAAAUCCCGCGGGAUACACGCAUUCAUCAACACCACACUUGUGUCAAUUAUUGGACGAUCUUGUCCGAGAACAUAGUGCUGAUUGUAACAAUAAACAUCUUCAAAAUUGUGUGAUAUUAAACUAAUUAAUUUCGGAAUAUCGGACGCGCGAUCGAUGAAGAAUGUGCGAGGAGACGCUGCGCACGAUCGACCCGCUCUUCAUCGUGAUCGAAGGAUCGGCGGUUCUUCAAGAAAAAUUACACUGCCGUGUGCCGAAGGACACCGUUUCGAGCGUGGAUCGACGAUCGGCGGCGGUCAGCGGCGCGUUUUCUAUGAACUUGAAAAAAAAUUAGCAAAUUAUUUUCAAAUAAUUAUUGAACAUCGCGAUUUUUAGAUUUAUUACGCGGCUCACGAAUGGAGUGAUUUAAAUGCGCCUCUGAUCGCCGCUCCCUUUUUUCACGUUGCAAGCAGACCGCUUUACCGCAGCGACGCUUCUGGUUCUUAAUUGUCAACAACCAUUGUCGAUUAUUACGAACCGCAGUGAUGUACAGAAGAAUGCCAAAGAUAACGCGAGAAUCGGUUCGGCUCGACGGAUAAUAUUUUCGAUUUGCGCACUCGUCGUGACUUCGCACGAAUAUAUUCUACUGUUAAGAAGGCGGGAAGGCGCUAGGCUUAAUGAUAACAUUGUUUAGCGCAUAACGGCGAAUCUGUAGAUAAUGAUGCGAGGAAUGUAUCGUCGGCGACGACGGCUGCGAUGAUGAUGAGGAUGUUGAGAGGAAGAAUGUGUCGUUUUUAAGUUUGUUAACUCGUCGAACGGGGAGUGUUCCGUCAUUCGUUGUUUGUAUUGUGUCAAAGUGAAUUACGCUGUAAGGAUGACAUGUUUCGCGUUGUCUGUACGGACGAAAUAUCGUAAUAAUAAAUCAUUGCGUUGCAUAAAGGAAAAAAAAAAACCAGUUACGCAUACACAAUAUAUUAUAUCAUUUGUAACUGUAAGAUAUAUAAGUUGUCGGAAAUAAAAGCCCCAGAUUAAUCACGCAUCUCGGAGUCGCGCGGCGCAAGAUUUUGUUGGUGCGAUCAUUCUCUGUGCGACAUACCGUCCAAUCGUCCUCUGCCACGAAAGAAACCGGAAGGAAACUAACUGACCCGCAGAUGGAGAGAACUUUUUGCGACAGUAAAAUAUCGCGCUGCGCGAAGCUACUAUUAUUAUCUAACGAGUAAUAUCGAUGAUAGCGAAUAUAAAUUAUUAAAAAGAAAAAAAAGGAAUAAAACAUCUCCGGAUAUCUUUUCCGUGCAGACAAACAGAUCUGAUAUCUAACUUAAAACGCAAGAAGAAUCGUAUGCAAACGCAGCAUCGAAUAACGUAGCAAAGGUGAGAUGAAGUACAUCGAGUUCACGAUUUUAAUCGUAUGCACGAAUGUGAUAGGACGAAGGAUGUGAAGCACGCACGGAAAGGUGAACAAACAUCGGGUCGGAAUGAAGGGAAUGAAGGGUACCGGAUUUAUAGUGGAGCUCGGAGGAAAAUAUAAACCGCGAGUUUAAUUACUAUUCUUGUAGCUCUAAUUGCUUACAAUAAUUUUCAAUAAACUAAUUUUCUAUUUUUCAACACACAUUUAGUGUUAAGCGCAGAUGUCCGACUAAUGAUUUUAUUAAAUCCGAUAGUUACGUUUAUCGCUAAAUGUGUGCUGAAAUAUUUGUUUUGCGAUCGCAAGAAAUGCUCGAGCGGUAAGAAUAGUGAUUGAUAAGCCUUGACACCGGAGACUCCUAUUUUGUGAAUUCGUCAAGGAUAAUUGAUCUCGUCUGCCACCAUAAAUCCCGCCCAGAGAGAAGUAAAGCUGUCGAGCAGAAAACAAAUCAUUGCGUUUCCCGUCGAGACGUUUGCGUGCGCCGCUAUGCUGAGUCCGGAUUUUCGGUCAAUUUAUACACCACGAUUUUUUCUACCCCUCUUUUCGAGUAGCCACCCCGGAGUUAAAAAAAAAAAAAAAAAAA